Messenger RNA from Myripristis murdjan (pinecone soldierfish), 3245 nucleotides. It is a transcript of the gene odad2, whose product is annotated as outer dynein arm docking complex subunit 2. Bases 1 to 3210 code for a protein of 1069 amino acids. Lineage: Eukaryota; Metazoa; Chordata; Actinopteri; Holocentriformes; Holocentridae. The transcript is spliced from 20 exons. The record is from RefSeq and is a predicted model, not a curated record. Gene Ontology annotation, molecular function: protein binding.
AUGGGGGCAUCACUGACCAGGGCGGCCCAGUGGACCACGGCCAGCUCUGGCACCGGCAAACUGGAGAUUACACCCAUCAAUGAGUCCUUGUUGAAAGAGAUCCUGAGCUUUGUGGAGCAGUUCAGUUCCAGACACCCACAGGAGGCAAAGCAUGUGUUCAAGGAGCCUCUGCAGUGGAGUACCACCUUAGUGGCUUCUGAUUUCAAAACAGACUAUGACAUCAGUGGCCCAACUGUACAGUCCCAGGAAAAAGACAGUGAAGGGCAUCCCUUGUUGCAGCUCUCCCCUCCUACUAUUUUUGCACGCAGCUUUAGCCAGCUUUCUAAACUAGUUCAGCUGGCAAACGAUAAGAAGCUGAAGGAGGUUCGAGCAUGUCUCGAAGAAAAUAGAGAUCCUGUGGUAAAGAUUCUGGGUCCCAGCUUUGCGACUGUGCUUGAGGGCGAAGACAACUUUGUGCUGCGUCUGGUGGACAAAGUGAAACAAGAGGACCAGGCAGCAGAUUCUGCACUCAAGGUUAAGCUGUUCUUCUUGCUUCAACAUCUGGACAACCAGCUCCUCAGCAACUCCCUCAAAAAGAUCUCCCAAGAAGUAAGGCUUAGCCCGGCCGCAGUGAAGAAUGAAGUGGAGCUGUUGAAACACUUCUGCAGUGAAGGGGAAAAGAGGGUGUUGAAGUCAGUUCGAUACACAUCAGAUUAUGAAUUUUCCAAUGGCUGCCGGACCCCUCCAUGGAGGCAGGUGCAUGGUGAUAUUUGUUACCUUGUGAUUGAGCCGUGUGACACUGAGACACUCUACAUCACCUGCAGCACAGCUGGAGUUUUCCUAAACGGGGGCAUAAAACAGGAGGGGGAAGAGAAUGCCUAUGAGCGAACAAGUGAAAUGCACAAAGACUUGGUAACACUUCUGAAGAGCAGGUCUCCCCACUUUGCUGAGAAUAUAAACAAGCAGGAUUUUGCAGUUCAAGAAGAACUUCCAUCAACAAAAAAAGUCCAACAUGUGGAAUCAGUUGAUGCGGAGGAACAAGGCCAACCCCAGAGGUCUUACGAGCAUCAGGAAAAGAAUGUGCAUGAGAGGGCGAGACAACAGCAUACCCCGAACAAGCCAGGCGGCAAGACAAAAUUAGAACCAUCUCCAAGAUGGAAGAGCCCUGGUCUCAUGUCUCCCUAUGAUGGGACAGAAGAAAAGAAACACAGAAUGGGCUCUGGGAAGGAGAAGUCUGGAAAGAUACAGAAGAAGAUGCUGAGAUCAGACAGCAAGAAAAAGGCUGAUUUCUCAGUGUCCUCUUCACCUGGGCGACAGUCCUCGCAGAAGACUAAGACCCCAGUUGGAGUCAUGCUGGCGGAGGCUUUCAGCGAGAGUUCGUCUGAGAGUGAGGAAGAUGAGGAGCAGCCAGAACGCCGUCCUGAGAGCAACACAGACCUGCCCUCUGAAUACUGGCAGAUCCAGAAACUGGUCAGGUACCUCAAGCGAGGCAACCAGACGGCCACUGUGCUUGUUCUGUGCGCCAUGAGGGACUUUAAUUUAGUGCAGGAGACUUGCCAACUGGCCAUCCGGGAUGAAGGUGGCCUUGAAGUCCUCCUUAACUUGCUGGAUACAAAAGAAAUCAGAUGCAAAAUUGGAUCUCUUAAGAUCCUAAGAGAGAUAAGUAACAACUCUCAGAUGCGUCGGGCCAUUGCUGACCUGUGUGGCUUGCAGUCCAUGGUGAAGAGUCUGGACUCACUGGUCAAGGACCUUAAGGCCCUCGCUGCAGAGACCAUCGCUAAUGUGGCCAAGUUCCGCAGAGCAAGGAGGACCAUCAGGCAGUAUGGAGGCAUCAUGAGAUUGGUAAAGCUGCUGGACAUUCCUGAUUUGGCCACACCAACUGCAGAGCAGGAGAGGGAUGUUGAGGUGGCCCGCUGUGGAGUUCUCGCACUGUGGAGCUGCAGCAAGAGUACCAGGAACAAGGAAGCCAUCCGGAAAGCUGGGGGCAUCCCUCUGCUGGGACGCCUACUCAAGUUGCCCCAUGAGAAUAUGCUCAUCCCUGUGGUGGGCACCUUACAGGAGUGUGCCUCUGAGAGAAGCUGCAGGAUUGCAAUUCAGACUGAGGGCAUGAUCAAGGAUUUGGUCAAAACCCUCAGUUGUGACAACCAAGAGCUUCAAAUGCACUGUGCUAGUGCAAUCUUCAAGUGUGCAGAAGAUAAGCAAACCCGUGACCUGGUGCGUCAGUAUGAAGGGCUCCAGCCUCUGGUUUUGCUGCUGAACAAAGUCGACAACAAGCAGCUCCUAGCCGCCACCACGGGGGCCAUCUGGAAGUGCUCCAUCAGCAUGGAGAAUGUGGCUAAGUUUCAGGAGUACAAUGUCUUGGAGAUCCUGGUUAACCUGCUGACUGGGCAGCCUGAGGAAGUGCUGGUCAAUGUUGUUGGAGCCCUGGGGGAGUGUGCCCAGAUACCCGCCAAUAGAGCGAUCAUCCGCAGAUGUGGAGGCAUCCAGCCACUGGUCAACUUGCUCACUAGAACCAACCAGGCACUGCUUGUGAAUGUGACCAAGGCAGUGGGUGCUUGUGCUACAGAGAAAGAUAACAUGGAAAUCAUUGACCGCCUUGACGGAGUCCGCCUGCUCUGGUCCUUGUUGAAAAACCCCAAUGUAGAUGUUCAGUCCAGUGCUGCAUGGGCCAUUUGUCCAUGCCUUGAGAAUACAAAGGAUGCAGGGGAAAUGCUGUUCUACUUCGUCGGCGGAUUGGAACUGAUUGUUAAUUUGCUGAAGUCAACAAACAAAGAGGUACUGGCGAGCGUUUGCGCUGUCAUCGCCAAAAUAGCCAAAGACGAGGACAAUCUGGCAGUCAUCACUGAUCACGGGGUUGUCCCGAUGCUGGCCAAGCUGACUAACACAACCGAUGACAGGCUCCGCCGCCACCUGGCAGAGGCCAUUGCCCACUGCUGCAUGUGGGGCAGCAACAGGGCUUCUUUCGGGGAGGCUGGUGCUGUGGCUCCGUUGGUGCGCUACCUCAAGUCCACAGACAGCUCAAUCCACCAGGCCACAGCCCAUGCCCUGCUCCAGUUGUCCAAGGAACCCAACAAUUGCAUCACCAUGCACCAGAACGGAGUGGUCAAGCUCCUGCUUGGCAUGAUGGGUUCCGCUGAUGAGAUGUUCCAGGAGGCUGCUGCUGACUGUGUGUUCAACAUCCGACGACUGGCCCUCGCUAAUGACAAGGCCUCAUACGGUUAUCCUCCCUGACAGUUCCACUGUAGUUAACCAGUGCUGAUGGGCUG